Molecule: messenger RNA, 3374 nt
Organism: Drosophila melanogaster (fruit fly)
Lineage: Eukaryota; Metazoa; Arthropoda; Insecta; Diptera; Drosophilidae
Gene: HisT
Product: histamine transporter
Biological process (GO): erythrocyte differentiation; transmembrane transport; azole transmembrane transport
Cellular component (GO): plasma membrane; mitochondrial inner membrane
Molecular function (GO): heme transmembrane transporter activity; transmembrane transporter activity
Source: RefSeq, marked reviewed
CCCGGCCCAGACGCAGAUCCCACAGUGCCCGCCAAAAGUCGGUUACCCUCUCUUCACUCCGGAUUUACAGCUCAGGUCUGGCAAAACGUGGUGGUGUUCCGAAUGUGUCACUAGACUCGGCGGCGAUAAUUCGAAAGGAAAACAGCAAUAAACCCCGAAUGCCGAAUGCCCUGCUCGUCUGGCGAGGCACGGCACUCGUAAAACAAUCAAACGCCUGGCGAGUCGCGGCUCUUAACCAGUUCGCAAUCAUUUAUCACUCCGCGCCUUUGGAGCUGAAGCGCAGGGCACUCGACGAGACACGGCUGUUUGGCUUACUUUGUCAUCAUCAUCAUCAUCAUCAUCGUCGACUUGGCGAACUCGAGAAUCAGCUGUUGGCGAACGAACCGAAAGCGUAGCGUUUUGCACAUCAACAUUCGCGCUCUUAAGCGGAGCGGAGCGUCGAGCGUUUCGAAAUCAGUUUCAGUACCACUUUGUCCGUUCGCGAUUGCGUGCUCCGUACCGUAGUCUUCUCUCCGGCGGAACAGCACCGCCACCAACGCCACCGCCAUCAGCUGCUCGGAUCCGGACAAAAGAAGAAGAACGUGCCGAACCAAAGUGUCCAAGUGGGUACAGUGUGGUUACAAGCGGGCACCGACCCACCAUUAGGGCAUGGUCAUCGGUUUGGGACACGUGGAAAUCCCCCUCAUAUGUACACAUAUACAUACAUAUUACAUAUGUACAUAUGUAAAUAUGUAUGCGCGGUUGAAAGUCAAUUUCCGUUGCCAGCCAAUUCGGGAAGUUAUUUGUGGUGAUUCGGAAGCGCUGCAUUGCCAGCUGCACUGAGCGAAAUAACUAAUACAAAAGCGAUUUUAGAAUGAUCGAAAUGGUGUUAAAGUCGAAAGUGACCAAUAAAAAGGUCAAGUGCGUGGAGAAGUGAUUAGUAAAUCAGCGACAUUCGUAGCGAGCUACAAAGACAGAAAGAAGUAAGAACCGCUUUCGAAUAUCAGUUUUAAGCAACCACGACUGCCCCGAAGGAAUAGAGUGUUAUAUCCAGCCAGCAACUAAACGGCACCACCGAUCAGUCCGUCGCACCACCUGUUCCAGCUGCGAGUAGCACCACUUUCCAGCACCCACCCACUAGAUGGACCUGAAGCACAGUGCGGGUGGAGCUGGCGAGAACAGCGAGACCUUCAUUGCCACCAGCAAGUCCACAGACAUGAUCACGCCCAAGGAGAAGGAGGGCAAGGGGCUGAAGGUGGCGGGUGGCCAUAACCCCCCAGCCGAAGGCUACAAAGUCUACGCCCGACGCUGGGCGGUGCUCAUCCUCUUUGUGUUCUACUCAUCCUCGAAUGCCAUGCAGUGGAUACAAUACACCAUCAUCAACAACAUAAUAACCCGCUACUAUGGCAUCAGCGACAAGUGGGUGGACUGGACGUCCAUGAUUUAUAUGAUCCUGUACAUACCGCUCAUAUUCCCAGGCAGUUGGUUUUUGGAUAAAGUGGGUCUUCGCAUCACCGCUCUAGUUGGAAUCGUCGGCACUUGUGUGGGUGCCUGGAUCAAGGUCUUCUCGGUGGACCCGUCGCUCUUCUACGUCAGCUUCAUUGGCCAGUCGAUCGUUGCCCUGGCCCAAGUGUGCAUCCUGUCGCUUCCCGCGCGCUUGGCUGCGGUAUGGUUCGGUCCGGACCAGGUGUCCUCGGCCACCAGCGUGGGAGUCUUUGGCAACCAGCUGGGCGUGGCCGUGGGCUUCGUGCUGCCACCCAUGCUGGUGCCCAAUUCACCGGAUCUCGAGACGGUGGGCAGUGAUCUGCAGAUGAUGUUCUAUUUGGUGGCCGGGCUCACCUCUAUCCUGCUCGUCCUGAUGGUGAUAUUUUUCCAGGACAAACCACCCACUCCGCCAUCCGCCGCCCAGGAGGCAGCCCAGCUCUUGGAAAGUUCCGAAGCGGAGCAAGUCAGCUUCAUGCAGUCGCUGAAGAACCUGAUGACCAACCGGAACUUCAUCUUCCUGCUCCUCUCGUACGGCAUCAAUGUGGGCGUCUUUUACGCCAUUUCCACGCUCCUCAAUCCGGUGGUGCUGAAGUAUUAUCCCGGCCACGAGGUGGACGCCGGACGUAUUGGGCUCAGCAUUGUGCUAGCCGGGAUGCUGGGCUCCGUGGUAUCGGGCAUUGUGCUGGAUAAGACGCACAAGUUCAAGGAAACGACGCUGGCGGUCUACGCGCUGUCCAUGGUGGGCAUGUGGAUCUUCACCUUCACCUUGGACACGGGGCACAUCGCGGUGGUCUACCUGACGGCCUCGCUGCUGGGCUUCUUUAUGACUGGUUACCUGCCGGUGGGCUUCGAGUUCGGCGCCGAGCUGACCUUCCCGGAGCCGGAGGGCACCUCCUCCGGACUGCUGAACGCCUCCGCGCAAACCUUCGGCAUAUGCUUUACGCUCUUCUACUCGGAGCUGUUCACCACGUUCGGCGACAUAGCCGCCAACAUAACCAUGGCCGUGAUGCUGAUUGUGGGCACCAUUAUCACGGCCAUCACCCAGUCGGAUCUGAGGCGCCAGAACGCCCAGGUGCCGGCCAGCGGACAGGCUGGCAAUCCAUAGGAAACUCAGGCCGGCACGGCGACCGUCUUUUAUGUAUAGUAUUCCACGCAUAUCGUUUUACUAUUUAAUUUAUUUAGUUGUUUACUGUACAUUCCGUUGUAGCCUUAAGUGUUGAAUUUUAAACUGUUCAUUAAAGGUGCAUAGCAACAUACACACGAACACGACACGCACACAACAUGCGAAUACAAACACGAACACGAAUAUGAAUAUGAGUAAGCUUAGGCAAUUAUUUUUUCAAUUUUAUAUUGGCCACCGAUUACGGUUUAGUGCUUAGGUUAGAUGAAUCCAAAUUCAGCAGCCCCGAGACUUGCAUCGAAAUUCAGCUUUAUCUUUGCGUUGCCACUGCACUGCAACACCAACUAACACAGGCAAGCCACACAGUACAGACAAGACAAGACAAGUCCUGACAAGACUAGUCAAGACAAGACAUGUUACGUAUAUGGAAAUAUGCCCAGUAUUAUAGCCCUAAUAUUCUAGCGAACGUUGACAGUUUGAUUGCUAAGCGGAGUAUCCAAAGCAGUUUGAGGCAGUGUAUCCGAAUCCAGCGAAUGCCGAAUUACCAAACAGUAGCUACGCUGCUCUCGCCUUCGAUUGAUGUUCCCCCCUCCUUCCGCCUUCUGCAACAGAGAGUGUACAUAAUUUAUAUACAUAUAUAAUUGCAUUCCAAACCCGAUCCACCGAGGGCGCUGCUACUGUUGUACAAAGCACAAGUAUAUCCUGCAUAUCUGGCAAACUGUAAUAUUUUGGAUGUUGAUUUACAACUAACAGCAGAUUCAAGUCAAAAUAUAUACAUACAUAUAUACCU